This is a messenger RNA of Ostertagia ostertagi, 276 nucleotides long. The record is from the annotation of a GenBank genome assembly. NCBI's taxonomy places the organism in Eukaryota, Metazoa, Nematoda, Chromadorea, Rhabditida, Trichostrongylidae.
AUGAUGCUCACUGUUGAUGGUUCGUUCAAUUCACCCUGUUAUGGGAUGGAAGCCUCGGCCUCGUAUGACUACUUUUCUGUCAGUUCAACGGCUCUUUGCGCUUCGUGUUCCCCAUGUUCAAACGGUCAGAUGUUCGACGAUUUAUUCACCAAUAAUCGGACGAAAAUGUGGGCCAGUCGUCUGAUCCAGCUCUGUGAUGCUUUCGAUCAGGAGUUCUUUCAGCCCUCCUCCUCCACAUCGUCGUGGGCCUCGUUUAUUUGGCGCUUCUUCAUCUAG